AUGACCAGACACAAGGCUAUUGCAAAGAGUGGCUUGCCAGUAGCCAGUAUCCAUGUCGGAGGAACAGCAGAUACUGGACCUGCUCGGUCUGGAAACCUGACAUUUAUGGUGGGAGGAGUUGAAGAUGAAUUUGCUGCUGCCAAAGAGUUGCUGGAGUGCAUGGGCUCUGAUGUGAUGUACUGUGGAGCUGUUGGAACUGGGAAGUCUGCAAAGAUCUACAACAACAUGCUGUUGGCUAUAAGCAUGAUUGGAACCACUGAAGCUAUGAAUCUUGGAAUCACGUCAGGGCUUGACCCAAAAUUGUUGGCUAAGAUCCUGAAUAUGAGCUCUGGACAAUGUUGGUCCAGUGACACUUACAAUCCUGUGCCUGGGGUGAUGGAUGGAGUCCCCUCAUCUAAUAACUAUCAAGGUGGAUUUGGAACAACACUCAUGACUAAGGAUCUGGGAUUGGCUCAAGACUCUGCCACUAGCACCAAGACCCCAAUUCUUCUAGGAAACCUGGCCCACCAAAUAUACAGGAUGAUAUAUGCCAAAGGCUACUCAAAGAAAGACUUCUCAUCUGUGUUCCAGUAUCUGUGGGAGGAGGAGACCUUCUGA
Molecule: messenger RNA, 597 nt
Organism: Peromyscus leucopus (white-footed mouse)
Lineage: Eukaryota; Metazoa; Chordata; Mammalia; Rodentia; Cricetidae
Product: 3-hydroxyisobutyrate dehydrogenase, mitochondrial-like
Exons: 2
Coding region: 1-597 (198 amino acids)
Biological process (GO): L-valine catabolic process
Cellular component (GO): mitochondrion
Molecular function (GO): 3-hydroxyisobutyrate dehydrogenase activity; NADP binding; NAD binding
Source: RefSeq, a predicted model, not a curated record